Messenger RNA from Ceratitis capitata (Mediterranean fruit fly), 434 nucleotides. RefSeq names its product glycine-rich cell wall structural protein-like. The record is from RefSeq and is a predicted model, not a curated record. Lineage: Eukaryota; Metazoa; Arthropoda; Insecta; Diptera; Tephritidae. The transcript is spliced from 2 exons. The coding region runs from base 52 to 390 and encodes 112 amino acids.
CAAUGCAUUAGCUCAUCAAUCAUAAUUCAGUAUUCACCGAGAAUUGUUGGAAUGAAGCUUUUACUCGUCUUUUGUGUGGCCACCGUUGUGGUGGCCUUAUGCUAUGCUGGUGAGCCUGAACGUCCGGCAAGGCAGAAGCGUGCCCCCGAACUGAGGGGUAGUGACGGAGCCCCUGGAGCACCUGGCAAGCCCGGCCAUAAUGGUGGGGGUGGUGGCAAUGGAGGUGGUGGAGGCAAUGGAGGUGGUGGGGGCAAUGGAGGUGGCGGCGGCAAUGGAGGUGGCGGUGGUAAUGGUGGAGGUGGCGGUAAUGGCGGUGGUGGCAAUGGAGGUGAUGGUGGCAAAGGGGGUGAUGAUGGUGCGCCCGGAGCACCCGGUGCCCCAGGCCACUAAAUCUGAUUGCGAAAAUAAAGUUGUUUCUGUGUUAUAAAUUGUUA